AUGCCGCCCAAACAGUGGAUUGACAAGAAGAACGCGAGCAAGUUCCAGCUCUUUCACCGAUCGCAAAAUGAUCCGUUGAUCCACGACGACAACGCGGAGGACCGUUUCCUAUACCAGGUCGGCGGACCUGCUCCUGCGCCUGCGCCUGCGUCCUCUACCACUUCGAGGACCUCGAAAAAGCCUCUACCCAAUCUUUCCGAUCUCCAGUCCGAAUAUGGCGGCAAGGCUCGCCAGAAUGAGGGUGAGGCUGCCACCCACGGUGUCUACUUCGACGACUCUAGCUACGAUUACAUGCAGCAUCUUCGCGAUCUGGGCACCGGUACGGGAGACGCCUACUUUGUUGAGGCUAAGGGAGAAAAGACCAAGGGCAGAGCUGGCCGAGGCAUGAAGCUAGAGGAUGCGCUGCGACAGGUCUCGCUGGUCGACAAAGAUACCUACACUCAGAGCUCCUCCGGUGCGCCCAGUCUCUACGGGUCGCAGUAUGGCGAUAUGCGAUCUACUGUUUCAUCCUAUGCCCGCAAGCCCACCUACCAGGAUCAGCAGAAUGUCCCAGACGCAAUUUCCGGUUUCAAGCCAGACAUGGACCCUCGUUUACGAGAGGCUCUUGAGGCUUUGGAAGACGAGGCUUACGUGGAGGAUGAUGGUGAAGAUGACAUUUUCGGCCAAUUGACAUCCAAUGCAGAGGAAAUGGACGAAGGCGACUGGGAGGAUUCCCUCUUUGACCACGAUGAGGAGGAUGAUGGAUGGGAGUCAGAUGCCACCGAAAAAGCGCCUGUGCAGCCCCACAGCACAGAUAUCCAACACCAAGUGCCUGAAGAACCGUCAGAAGGCCCUGUACAACCGCCCUUGGAGCCUGGCGAGAUGCCUGCACCUGACGAGCCUGCGCCCGACAUGCAGCCCACUGACCAAGGGUGGAUGAGCGAAUUCGCCAAGUUCAAGAAGGACGCCAAAGCUGGCAACGCUCCUUCACGCGCUCCUCCCACUAUUGCAGCAUCCCAAACAAUGGCAUCGACCGUCUUCACUGCAGGCGGUACCCCCAUUCGCCGCAAGAAGCGCAAGGGUGCUUUGACCAACCCCUCCGCGUACUCAAUGAGCUCCUCCGCUUUGGCUCGUACCGAGGGUCAUCGCCUUCUUGAUGACCGUUUCGACAAGGUUGAGCAACUGUACGCGCUCGACGAAGAAGACGAGUACGAUGACAGCAUGUCUAUGGUCAGUGGGAUGACCGGUGCAACCGGCAUGACUGGCAUGUCCAUGGCAUCAUCCCAGGCACCAAGCUUGGUUGAUGGCAAUGGCGAGGCAGUUCACAGCCGCAGCAACUUCAACAAUGUCAUGGAUGACUUCUUGUCCAGCUGGGACCCCAAUACCAGUGCCCAAGCGAAGCGCAACGGUGCCAAGAACAAGCGUGGCAGGAACGGUAACGAGGCUAUUGGAAUCAGAAUGCUCGACGAGGUGCGAUCUGGUCUUGGACCGGCUCGUUUCAAUGACCGGAAGGGCAAGGCUGCCGGAAGAGCCUAG
This is a messenger RNA of Penicillium brevicompactum, 1515 nucleotides long. RefSeq names its product ribosome biogenesis protein LTV1. The transcript has 2 exons. Bases 1 to 1515 code for a protein of 504 amino acids. Gene Ontology annotation, cellular component: preribosome, small subunit precursor; cytosol; nucleus. NCBI's taxonomy places the organism in Eukaryota, Fungi, Ascomycota, Eurotiomycetes, Eurotiales, Aspergillaceae. Gene Ontology annotation, biological process: ribosomal small subunit export from nucleus; ribosomal small subunit biogenesis. The record is from RefSeq and is a predicted model, not a curated record.